AUGUCGGCCUUGAAGUCUGAGCGCAAAUAUUCAAACAACUAUUCAGGUAUAACGGCCAUGUUCUCGCAGCAGCCCCAGGACCUGGUGGUGGUAGCUGGUCAGCCUGUCACAUUGCCCUGCACUAUCCCGGGAUACCAAGGAGUGGUGCUGUGGAUCAAAGAUGGUCUGGCCUUGGGAGUGGGCCGAGACCUCUCAGGCUAUCCUCGCUACACAGUGAUUGGGGACCGCGGCUCAGGAGAGCACCAUCUCCGCAUACAGCACGUAGAGUUAAUGGAUGAUGCUGUGUUUGAAUGUCAAGCUGUCCAAGCUGCAAUGAGGUCUCGCCCAGCCCGCCUUACUGUACUAGUUCCACCUGAUGACCCUGUGAUCAGCGGUGGUCCGGUGGUCAGCCUCAGAGCUGGUGACCCUCUGAAUUUGACCUGUCACGCUGACAACGCCAAACCAGCCGCCUCCAUCAUCUGGAUCCGUAAUGGAGAGGUCCUUAACGGGGCCAUGUACUCCAAGACGUUACUCAGAGACGGCAGAAAAGAGAGCACAGUGAGCACGCUGUACUUAUCCCCAACAAACAUCGAGACUGGGCAGCAGAUCAUCUGUAAGGCCUCCAACAAGGCAGUGCCCAACGGCAAGGAGACCAGUGUCACCAUCGACAUCCAGCAUCUUCCUCUUGUCAACCUCUCAGUGGAGCCACAGCCUGUGUUGGAAGGCAACCUGGUGAGAUUUCACUGCUCAGCCAAGGCCAACCCCCCUGUCACACAAUACAGGUGGGCCAAAGGCGGCAGUAUAAUUAAAGAGGUUUCUGGAGACACAUAUGAAGUUAUUGUGGACCAUUCCUUCUUUACUGAACCGGUCUCCUGCGAAGUAACCAACGCACUGGGCCACACCAACAUCAGUCGUAAUGUGGACGUCUACUUUGGGCCACGCAUGGCUGCUGAGCCUCAGUCGUUACAGGUGGACCUGGGCUCCGACGCUGUGUUCAACUGUGCGUGGACCGGAAACCCCUCGCUCACCAUUGUGUGGAUGAAGAGAGGCUCAGGGGUGGUUUUGAGCAACGAGAACCUCCUGACAUUGAAGUCUGUGAGACAAGAGGAUGCUGGGAAAUAUGUAUGCCGUGCUGUGGUCCCAAGAGUCGGAGCAGGCGAGAAGGAGGUUUCACUGACUGUCAAUGGGCCCCCAACUAUCUCCAGUACACAGACUCAGCAGGCGCUGCAUGGGGAAAAAGGACAAAUCAAGUGUUUUAUUAGGAGCACCCCUCCUCCAGACCGCAUUGCCUGGUCGUGGAAGGAGACCGUUCUGGAGUCGGGCACAUCUGGCCGUUACACAGUAGAGACAGUGAGCACAGAGGAGGGGGUCAUUUCCACUUUGACCAUGAGUAACAUCGUACCAGCAGACUUCCAGACCAUCUACAACUGCACGGCCUGGAACAGCUUUGGCUCUGACACCGAGAUCAUACGCCUGAAGGAACAAGAGUCUCUCCCCGUGGCAGUGAUCAUUGGAAUAGCAGUGGGAGCCUUCGUGGCCUUCAUCGUUCUCCUGGGAACCAUUGGCGCGUUUUGUUGCACCCGCUCCCAGAGAAAGGAAGCGCACCUGGUUAUGCCCUCACUGCCCGCCUCCAUCUGUGCUCACCAGAGAGAACUUGCAAGCAAAAUUAAGACAGAAAAUCUGAAAGGAGUGGUGUCGGCCAAAAAUGACAUCCGCGUAGAGAUUGUACACAAAGACCAUAAUGCAGCGCGAGAGAAUGAAGAACAGGCGUCCAUGAAACAGCUGAUGGUUGAGAGGGGCGAGUUUCAGCAGGAGUCAGUUCUGAAGCAGCUGGAAGUGUUACAAGAGGAAGAGAAGGAGUAUCAGCACAUUAAGGAUCCUACAAAUGGAUACUACAGCGUGAACACCUUUAAAGAGCACCACACGCCCACGAUGACAGGCAGCCAGCCGGCCGAGGUCAGGAAUCCCAGCAGCACUGGCACUCUUGGGAAGCAGAGGGUCCCCACAGGCAUGUCCUUCAACAACAUCUACUCCACUCUGGGGGCAGGCUCCAACCGCCUGUACGACUACAGCCAGCGCUUCGUGCUGGGCAUGGGCAGCAGUUCCAUUGAGCUGUGUGAGCGCGAGUUCCAACGCGCCUCCCUCAGCGACUCCAGCUCCUUCAUCGACACACAGUGUGACAGCAGCGUGAGCAGCUAUAGUAAACCAGAUGGGUAUGUGCAGUUUGACAAAGACAGUAAAGUGUCAGCGUCCUCUUCCUCACACUACUCUCAGUCGUCCUCUCAGAACUCAGACCUGACCAGGCCUCUGCAGAAACGCAUGCAGACUCAUGUCUGA
This is a messenger RNA of Boleophthalmus pectinirostris (great blue-spotted mudskipper), 2316 nucleotides long. It is a transcript of the gene kirrel3b, whose product is annotated as kirre like nephrin family adhesion molecule 3b. The coding region runs from base 1 to 2316 and encodes 771 amino acids. The transcript has 16 exons. Gene Ontology annotation, cellular component: cell-cell junction. Gene Ontology annotation, molecular function: cell adhesion molecule binding. The record is from RefSeq and is a predicted model, not a curated record. NCBI's taxonomy places the organism in Eukaryota, Metazoa, Chordata, Actinopteri, Gobiiformes, Gobiidae. Gene Ontology annotation, biological process: synapse assembly; cell-cell adhesion.